AGUCUCAGUCUCAGUCUCAGUCUUAGUCUCGUCUCCACGUUCCGAAGAUGCACAACUCAUCCAUGUGGCUGGUGUGGUCCGCCGUGCUGCUGGCGCUUCUGCUACCGGAGGCACUUCUGCCCACCGCCGAUGCAGCCAGCGAGCCAUUGUGCACGUACCGCAAUUUGGAGGGUGAGACCAUCUUCCUCAAGUACUUGCCGCUUAUAAAGAGGGGAGAGGAUUACGUGGACUUCGGAAAGGACGGCAGGUGCCUCAAGCGGGCCGUCUGCACGGACACCUUCGAUACCACCGUGGAGGACUGCGCCCAGCACAAGAUCACGUGUGCCAACAAGGCUCGCUUUACGGGAGUAUUCCCUGGCUGCUGCCUCAAGUGUCCUUAAAUCGGAAGAAUCCAUCUGCAUCGUUCUGCACCGUUCCACAAAUAAGGGGCGAAAAUACAAGCAUCAAGAUUUGAAAGCUAUGUACGUUAUUUUAAAUUUCAAUUUUUAAUUACAUUUUGUGCUUCAUUUAGUUUUAGUUUAGCAUUAAGACGUUUUAAUUUUCGACAUUGAGAAUAUGUUUGACUCCAAAUUUAAUGGUAAUGAAAAUUCUUUAUGUACGAGAGUGCCAAAAAGAGAUUUAAAAUUGAAUCGACACAAAUGAAAAUACAUUAUUGUGCGUCUGAAUAUAUUUUUGAUGCAAAUUUUUAGUAAAGAAGCUUCGAAUGUUAUCAGAAUAUAGAUGCACAAUUUAUUUUGAAUAAAAUACUUCCUUUACAAUAACCAAAAUUAUAAAAAAAAAGUUCUUGUUUUCCUGAAACAUUAAUAAACAGCACUAACUGAAGUUAUUUAUGUUUAUGUUAAAAAUAAACGGAAAUAUCCUAAUGUAUAGAGAUGAAUUGCUACUAUUGGUAAGAAAUUGUGCCCCUAUCAAACACAAUCCAAUAUUUGAACAUAUGUAUAUACUUCCAUGGAUCGCAAGUCUCACAAAAGUUGUAAUGCCCUCUAAAAGGGUAUGAAAAUAAUUUCACUUUAAUCCACUGUUCGUUUUCGAUCUUCACCUUUAUAGCAAACCGAUUUUUUAAAUAUAUUUUUCACGUUUAUUUUAUGUA
This is a messenger RNA of Drosophila rhopaloa, 1090 nucleotides long. RefSeq lists its product as uncharacterized. NCBI's taxonomy places the organism in Eukaryota, Metazoa, Arthropoda, Insecta, Diptera, Drosophilidae. The transcript has 3 exons. The record is from RefSeq and is a predicted model, not a curated record. Bases 48 to 380 code for a protein of 110 amino acids.